This is a messenger RNA of Cherax quadricarinatus, 2085 nucleotides long. RefSeq lists its product as uncharacterized. The record is from RefSeq and is a predicted model, not a curated record. Lineage: Eukaryota; Metazoa; Arthropoda; Malacostraca; Decapoda; Parastacidae.
AUCUCUAGUCACUCUCACACGUCUUUCUAGAUUAAAAACGCUCGUUUGUAGCGGGUAGUUUCUGCCUGGUAGCUCCGCCAUAGCUGGACGACUUUUAAACUUCAAGGAAGUUUUUUUUUUUAAACGUGAAAGAGUCAAGGACGAGGCAGUUCAAGGACGAGGUUGCUCAAGGACGAGGCUGCUAAAGGACGAGAAAAAUUGGCACAUAAUGAAGCAAAACUGGGUAGACGCCCCUCAAAUUGGCAUAGUUGUGGAAGUGUUGUGUAGCUCUGCCAGAGUGUUAAUACUGGCCCCUAAGCAUUUGUGUUGUGAUUACUAGUAUGAGGUUAUGACCCUAGGAGUUACUACUGUGGCUUCUGGGCUGUGUGAGGCUGAGGCUGUGUGAGACCGGGACUGUGUGCGACAAUGGAAGCACAGGGAGGGAAGCAGUCGUCUUCGCCGUCGGGCAGCGAGGAGCUAGAGAGCGAUGCGGAUAGCAAACACGAAGAUCAGGCGGAUGAUACAAAGGACUCUGAGGAAGAAAAUGAAGAGAACGAUAAAGAAGACGUGGACGAUUCUGACUCCGAUGACAGCGAACCAACUGAAGAGGAGGGCUCGGAGAAUUCAAUAAAAUUUAGCGUUAACUGCAAGUCAGAAUUUGAUAAAGUUGAGAACUCUGAAGACAGGAAAAAAUUUAAGGAUUCUGAAGGCUCUAUGCAUGAAUCUGAGGGAUAUGGAAUGGACGCAGAAUGUUAUCCAAUGGCUGACCUGCCGCUUGAGGUGAUCACCACAGUGGAACCAACGAACUAUUCUUACCCAGUCUUGAAGAAUAUGUCAAAUGGAGUCUUGACACACAGAAACAUAUUCACAGAGCAUGAACGCUCUGUCCUCGUCAAUAUUAUUAACAAGUAUCGAAACAUAGUCGACACUAGAAGUCGUACUCGGGAAAUAUAUCUAGAGAAACAGAGUGUGUGGCAACAAAUUGUGGAAGAAUACAAUAGUACAGAGAACAUAAUGGUACGCACAGAGAAGGAACUGCGUAAGUGUUGGGAUAACAUGAAGUACCGUGCCAAGCAAGCAGAAAAGGAAAUGUUUAAGGUACUCGACCAAGCCUUUGAUGGAGUUCAAGUGAAGAAUGAGGCAUCGGAGUUUGAGGUUAAGAUGGAGCCGCCAGACUUUGAUGACCGACAUUCUCACACAGAUGAAGAUAGCAAUGAGCCAUCUGGUGGUGGUGUGGGUGAUGAUGAUAGGGAGCCUGCACUCAAGAGAGCUCGUCAGGAAUCACCUAAGCUUUCGAGUCUCCUGUUAGCAGCUGCAAACAAGCGCUCUCCAUCCAGGAAGGUCAAUGGAAACAAAAAUGGUGCAGUAAACAAGAAUAGCAGUAGUAGCUUCCCAUACAAUAUACCUACUUGCACAAAGGUUUUCAAUGUAAAAAAGAAAAAUCAUCCCUUCACCUCCACUUCAUCAAUGAAUGCUGCCUCUGCAUCAGAAAUUCCUAUAUUACCAAAGGGUUUGGCAUCUUGUCUGUCUAUAACCAACAUCCCAAACCCAAUCAGUGCCACUAAUCAUAUAGGAGGGAAUUUUGGAUCUCAUACUAGAGAUUCUGCAUCUCCAAGCAGUUCUCCAAUUCAAGCUUCAAUUAAACCAAUGCCCAGUUUAAAGAAAAUGGUACCUAAUAAACUUCAGUCAUCAAGCAUCAACAAAAGCUCUAAUAUGCGUGGAUCCAGAAAAGUCAGUGCUCUUUCUUCAAAACCUCGGAGUCACAAUUCUGUCUCGUCACAUAACUGUGUAAAUUCAGGCCAUAAUACAAACUUUGUAAAUAGUUCAGAUGCUGUCCAUUGUAUUGACAACAUAGCAUCAUCAUUUACUGAUAAUAACAGUGACAGAAAUGAAAUUGCUGAAAGAUUGCUCAAUACAAAGCUGGCAAAUCAGCGUUUAGAAUUAGAGCGCCGUGAGCAUGAAGUGAGAAUGAAGCUCCUUGAGAAAGAGCUUCAGGCUCAGACUUACCAGUCUCAGUAUUGGUACCUAAAAUUAAAACUACUAUGUAGUGGACGGGAAAAUGCUACUCUUAACUUGGGUGGUGCUACUAAUGGUGAUACUGAUUAA